GCCUCCUGGCACCGGGCGCAGCCGCCGCCGUCGCCGCAGCACUUUUCACUCGCAUUGAUCGCCUCCCCGCUCCGCUUGCUCAGCUGCCCGCGAGAGCGCAGCGCGGCCAGCGCGCAGCCCUUGGCAGCCCCCGCGCAGUCGGGCUCCGGGAGGAAACUCCUUGGGAGCGCCCUGUCCGGGGUGUCCUCUGCGCUCUGCAGUGUCUUUCUCUUUGCCUGGGAGGAGGAAGAGGAGGAGGAGGAGGAAGAGGAGGAGGAGGACGGCGAGGAGGAGGGGGAGGAGGAGGAGGAGGAGGAGGACGUCUGGUCCCGGCUGGGAGGUGGAGCAGCGACAGCAGCAGCCGCCGAGGCAGCCGCCGCCGCCGCCGCCGCCGCCUCCGGAAAGGGAGAGGCAGGAGGGAUCGAGACUUGGAAACCCCAAAGUGUCGGCGACCCUGCGCGGCAGGCUCCCUUCCAGCUUCAUGGGCAAAGUGUGGAAACAGCAAAUGUACCCUCAGUACGCCGCCUACUACUACCCCCAGUAUCUGCAAGCCAAGCAGUCUCUGGUUCCAGCUCACCCCAUGGCCCCUCCCAGUCCCAGCACCACCAGCAGUAAUAACAACAGUAGCAGCAGUAGCAAUUCAGGAUGGGAUCAACUAAGCAAAACAAACCUCUACAUCCGAGGCCUACCCCCCAACACCACCGACCAGGACCUGGUGAAACUCUGUCAACCAUACGGCAAAAUAGUCUCCACAAAGGCAAUUUUGGAUAAGACAACAAACAAAUGCAAAGGUUAUGGUUUUGUUGACUUCGACAGUCCUGCAGCAGCUCAGAAAGCUGUGUCGGCCCUAAAGGCCAGUGGGGUUCAAGCUCAAAUGGCAAAGCAACAGGAACAAGAUCCUACCAACCUAUAUAUUUCUAAUUUGCCACUGUCCAUGGAUGAGCAAGAACUUGAAAAUAUGCUCAAACCCUUCGGACAGGUUAUUUCUACGAGGAUACUACGUGAUUCCAGUGGCACGAGUCGUGGUGUUGGCUUUGCCAGGAUGGAAUCAACAGAAAAAUGCGAAGCUGUAAUUGGCCAUUUUAACGGAAAAUUCAUUAAGACCCCACCAGGAGUUUCUGCUCCUACAGAACCUUUAUUGUGCAAGUUUGCAGAUGGAGGACAGAAGAAAAGACAGAAUCCAAACAAAUACAUCCCUAAUGGAAGACCAUGGCAUAGAGAAGGAGAGGUGAGACUUGCUGGAAUGACACUCACUUACGACCCAACUACAGCUGCUAUACAGAAUGGAUUUUAUCCUUCACCAUACAGUAUUGCUACAAACCGAAUGAUCACUCAAACUUCUCUUACACCCUAUAUUGCAUCUCCUGUAUCUGCCUACCAGGUGCAAAGUCCUUCUUGGAUGCAGCCUCAACCAUAUAUCCUACAGCACCCUGGUGCCGUGUUAACUCCCUCGAUGGAACACACCAUGUCACUACAGCCUGCGUCUAUGAUUAGCCCCCUGGCCCAGCAGAUGAGUCAUCUUUCCCUAGGCAGCACCGGAACAUACAUGCCUGCAACGUCAGCCAUGCAGGGAGCCUACUUGCCACAGUACACACACCUGCAGACGACAGCCGUUCCUGUUGAGGAAGCAAGUGGUCAGCAGCAGGUGGCUGUAGAGGCGUCCAGUGACCAUUCUCCAUACACCUUUCAACCUAAUAAGUAACUGAGGUAUACAGGAGGGUGUUCUUACACGAAGAAGGGUGUGAAGGCUGAACAAUCAUGGAUUUUUCUGAUCAAUUGUGCUUUAGGAAAUUAUUGACAGUUUUGCACAGGUUCUUGAAAACGUUAUUUAUAAUGAAAUCAACUAAAACUAUUUUUGCUAUAAGUUCUAUGAGGUGCAUAAAACCCUUAAAUUCAUCUAGUAGCUGUUCCCCUGAACAGGUUUAUUUUAGUAAAAAACAGAAAGAAAAAAAAACAAAAAAAAAAGCAAAAAGAUUUUUAUCAAAUGUUAUGAUGCAAAAAAGAAAAAAAAAGAAAACUUCAAUUUUCUGGGUAUGCACAAAGACCACGAAGACUUAUCCAAGUGCAUGACCGGAUUUUUGUGGUUUUGUUCAUUUUGUGUUCAAUUUGUGUUUUUUUCAGCUGUAUGAAAUGGGCUUUCUGAAGUUUCAAUCGUCCGACUUCACCCAUGGUGUUCUGUGCUGGCCGUGCGAGUGUUGCUGUAAUUCAGUGUUGCCGUCAGUGUCUUUUCUUAGCUUUCCGUUUUUCUUUCAACGUAGUGUGAAGUGUCUUAUCCUUUUUCUAUGAAUUCCAAUUUGCCUUAACUCUUUUGAUGCUGUAGCUGUUUCAGUAAAAGUUAGUUCAAACUAAUGAUGUAGAAUGCUUUGACCAAAUGAGCUGGUCUAUUAUGCCUUGUAAAACAGCAGCAUAGGGCUUUUAAAAGGUAGUCAAUAAAAGUUGCUGAAAUUUUGGCUUUUUUAAAUAUGUAGUAGGUGUUUUUAAUGAUUUUUCACAUGAUGUGUAAGGUAGUGAAAUGCAAGAAGGGAAAAUGUUUUGUGUGAAACACAUUUUCUGACUGGGGAACUUUUAAUAGGGUAAAUUGUUUGUAAGGCUGUACGCCAACAGUUUCCUCUGAUAGUUUGGCUGCUUUAGGAUAUCUGCUGUGUGAUGCAAUGUAAAGUCUUUUUUGCCUUUUUUCAGGAAAAAAAAAAAAAAACCUAACUUGAUGUUCUAGAUUUAGUGUAGGUAGCAUUGGGACUGGGUGGGGGGCGGGGGAGGGGAGUCACCGAAUGUUUUGUCCUUCCUUUACACUAAUGAUAGUGCUUUAGAAUGAGAAUUAUGCCUGCGAUCUGGCAAACCUAAAAAAAAAAAAAAAAUGUUGCUAUUGCAACUAAAUGGCAAAAGCUAAAAGUAAGGCUUUCUCUUCCAGCAUAAGCUGAGAUACGGAUAGAAGCAAAAUGAUUGGCUACUCGCUCUCUCUCUCUCUCUCUCUCUCUCUCUCUCUCUAUUAGGUAAAUUUGAAAAAUAAAAAUGACUUGGCACUUUUAAUGGUAACUUCACCAAAGACCGAAGAGCCAGUAACCAGUAGCUCCAACUUGUCUCAGCAUCACAUCUUCUGUGCUCUUUAUUUUUGCCGGACCAGUUUGCGGUUAGGAGAAUGUGCCUUUUUUGUACCUUCGCAUUUAGGUUUUAUAAUUUUAAUUGAUGUAUGGACACACACAGACAAACAAAAAAGCAUGAAGGAAGAUUUGGAUCCAAGCAGUGCCACACUUUUACAUCAUCACUACAAGUGUUCAAGUGUAAAGAAAAUCCAUUUUGAAACUAUGAAAUUCCUGAUUAAUAAAUACACAGUUAUUUCUACUUUAUUAUCUAUGAGAUAAUUCACUGUAAUUAAAGCUCUUUUAUUGAGGCAGUCGCAUAUGUUUUAAAAGCAAUGAUAAAUUAAGUUGUCUUCCAAAACUGUGUACUUGUCUGGUCAGCUGUGUAUGAUCAGUUAUCUACCUCAGAGUCUAUUUUCUUUUGUGCUGGGACAGGUUGCUGGCCCUCCCUGUUCCCACAGACCAAAUCCUCCUAGCUCAGGAGCUAGGGCUAAGCAGUUAUUUCUUUCAAGUAUUUUUUAGUUCUUAAAUUUUAUUGCUUGUAUUUGAUUAUAGAUGUCAGUGACAUUUCAUAGUUUCAAAAGUCCUUGCUGCUCUGAGAAGUGUAGAUUCUAGUGAAAAUUACAUAGUCAUAAGAGAAACGUGUUUUUGUUUUUUGUUUUUGUUUCCUUUUUUUAAAGUUGUGGUAUUAUUGGUUCUACGCUCCCUGAAAUAUUACUGCUUUGUGAAAGUCCAGACCGAACGCAGCACCCUCCGUGUACCUAGUACGUGGGUCUCUCACUACUUGAUAUUUUUUGCAUUAGUUAAGACAGAAAUUUGAUAGCUCAGUUAGAAGGGGAGGGGAAAUCUGCUGCUAGAAAUGUCUGAACUAAGUGCCAUACUCGUCUGGGUAAGAUUUGGGAAACAUAACCUCUGUACAUAAAAAAAAAAAAAAAUCAGUUAAACACCACAUAGUAGACAGCCAUUAAAUUAUAAAAAAAAAUUAAUUUAUGAAGAAAGACCUUUUGUACAGAUUGAAAAAAAGAUUUUCAUAGAGAUAUCUAUAUGAUCAAGAGAGUUAAUUUUUUAUUUUUGUUUUACUAGUGCCACAAACUUGCCAGUGGUAACUUAUUUGUCCGGUUCAAGAUAACUCUGUAGUUUUCUUUCCUAGGACUUGUUAAACGCCAAAAGACAUUUUUGAACUGUACAUUUGAUCAGAUUGUUAGCUUUUUCUGUUUUAUUUCUUUUGAGAACCUUUGAAUAAAAAACAUCUGAAACUA
Messenger RNA from Castor canadensis (American beaver), 4315 nucleotides. RefSeq names its product RNA binding motif single stranded interacting protein 1 (gene Rbms1). Gene Ontology annotation, cellular component: ribonucleoprotein complex. Lineage: Eukaryota; Metazoa; Chordata; Mammalia; Rodentia; Castoridae. Gene Ontology annotation, molecular function: RNA binding. The record is from RefSeq and is a predicted model, not a curated record.